AUGUCCGUACAGCGCUCACCGCCUCAAAGCAUACACGGCGACGAAGAGGCGCCUGAAAAUGCGUGCAGGGAUGACCCACUGCGAAAUAGGUACGGAGCAAUAUCGAGGGCCGAGACCGAGACACCUGAAGAAACUGGGAUUUAUAGCGCCAAGUUGAUCAAGUUACCGCCAUUUUGGCGAGAUAACCCGACAGAGGUUAUUCUAUAUCUAGAUACUACCGUACUACCGUUCGUGUCAGACAUCGUGACCUUCCCGCCUGCAACGAACAAGUACGACGAACUGAAACGGAGAAUCAUCGACGCGUUCGGUGAGACGAGCGAAACAAAGCUGCGAAGACUGCUACGUAACCACGAGUUGACGGACGACAAGCCAUCUAAUUUUCUGCAAAAAUUACGUAAUUUAGCAGGGGGUCAGUGCAGCGACAUUGUUCUACGCACGUUAUUUCUGGAACAACUACCAGACAACGUACGUAGUAUCUUAGCAAUCAGCGAGGUAAGCGAUUUAUCCAAACUAGCGUUACAAGCAGACAAGAUUUUAGAUAUGUCAAAGGUUAACAUAAGCCAGGUCUGUCUUAGCACAAGCGACGCAUCAAACGCCAGGAAACCCGAACCUACCUCUGAGAUCACAGAGCUGAAAGCCUCAGUAGAAGCCUUAGCGAAGCAAUUCAAGAAACUUCAAACUAGACGGCGGAGAAGCCGAAGCAGAUCAAGGAAUAGACCUCACUACCGUAACAAGUCACCAGCAACAAAGGAGCAUACCGAUAUAUGUUACUAUCAUACUAGAUUCGGCAAAGAGGCUUACCAUUGCUUAACGCCAUGCAAGUGGAAGAAAGAGGACGCGGAAAACUAA
Molecule: messenger RNA, 849 nt
Organism: Camponotus floridanus (Florida carpenter ant)
Lineage: Eukaryota; Metazoa; Arthropoda; Insecta; Hymenoptera; Formicidae
Exons: 1
Coding region: 1-849 (282 amino acids)
Source: RefSeq, a predicted model, not a curated record